AUGUGGAAUUGCAAGAGUUUGUUCCCUGUGUUGAUAUUUUUAUUAACACUUACAUCCUUUAUCACGUGCGAGGAAAAAGAAAAUCACUUAAGCACGGACACGAAGAAUUUUAUAGGAGAUGACGAUGUUUCCUAUUGGGAUGUUAACCAAGGUCCAAGGUUAAAACGCGAAACCUCACAAAACACCACAAGUUCUAAUGACACAGUUGUCUCGCAUCCGUCAAGCUCUUCUACAGAGAGCUCCCACAUAGUUUAUGAGGUUGGUCCUUCUAAUUCUUCGAUAUUGGCGGUCGUUCCUGUUAAUAUAUCAUCAUCACCUGCUCCGAACGCCUCCGAUGUGAGUCCUUCUGAUGCUGCUCCACUUCCUGGGAAAAGUUCAGCUGAAGAUGAACAUAACAGUUCAAUGGCAAUAUUCUUUGUACUUUGCAUAUUGGCCCUGGGAAUACUUCUGAUUCAUUUAAUGUUGCAAACUGGUUUCUCUUAUUUACCCGAGAGUGUUGUUAUAGUGUUCCUUGGAGCGCUUAUUGGUAUGAUUAUUAAUCUCAUGUCAAUAAGAAAUAUUGCCAAUUGGAGGAAAGAGGAAGCCUUUUCUCCAACAGCUUUCUUCUUAGUUUUACUACCUCCUAUAAUCUUUGAAUCUGGCUAUAAUCUCCAUAAAGGUAACUUUUUCCAGAAUAUUGGUUCUAUUUUACUCUUUGCUAUAGUCGGAACUGCUAUAUCUGCGUUUGUAAUUGGUGCAGGCAUUUAUUUGUUAGGAUUAGCCCAAGUGGUGUAUAAACUAAGUUUUGUGGAGUCAUUUGCUUUUGGAUCUCUUAUAUCGGCCGUUGAUCCUGUGGCUACGGUGGCUAUUUUUCAUGCUCUCGAUGUGGAUCCCGUUUUAAACAUGUUGGUAUUUGGAGAGAGUAUUCUUAAUGAUGCUGUUGCAAUUGUUCUUACAACGGCUGUGUUAGAUUCAAAUGACCCUCUUAUGUCUACGACCGAGGCUAUUUUAUCAGCGAUAAACCGUUUCUGGUUAAUGUUCUUUGCAUCGGCCGGCAUAGGUGUUUUAUUUGCUCUGAUUAGUGCGCUACUUUUAAAACAUGUUGAUUUGAGAAAGAAUCCUUCUUUAGAGUUUGGUAUGAUGUUGGUAUUUACUUAUGCACCAUAUGUCCUUGCUGAAGGAAUACAUUUGUCUGGUAUAAUGGCCAUCCUAUUCUGUGGUAUAGUAAUGUCACACUAUACACAUUUCAACCUAUCGACGGUUACUCAAGUUACAAUGCAACAGACUAUGAGAACACUUGCCUUCAUCGCUGAGACCUGCGUCUUUGCCUAUCUGGGUUUAGCUAUAUUCAGUUUUCGCCACCGAGUUGAGCCGGCUUUAGUGGUAUGGAGUAUAGUUUUAUGUUUAAUUGGAAGGGCCGCAAACAUCUUUCCAUUAGCCUUACUAUGUAACAAGUUCCGUGAGCAUAAAAUAACAAAGAAAAUGAUGUUCAUCAUGUGGUUCAGUGGUCUAAGGGGCGCUAUUUCCUACGCUCUGUCUCUUCACCUCGACUUUUCCGAUGAAACUCGACACGUUAUUAUAACAACUACUCUCAUUAUUGUACUUUUCACUACUCUUUUCUUCGGAGGUUCUACUAUGCCGUUACUGAAAUUUUUGAGAGCCAAUAAGAAAGUGAAACGUUCAAGGCCGUUACGUAAACAGAAGGAAGUGAGUUUAUCUAAGACUAAGGAGUGGGGGCAGGCGAUCGAUUCUGAACACCUCUCGGAAAUAACGGAGGAGGAAUUGGAGGUUAAUUAUUCACAUGCAACGAGAUUGAAGGGUUUCGUCAGAUUAGACCUGAAAUAUUUGAUACCAUUCUUCACUAGAAGAUUCACACAUCAGGAAUUAAAGGAUUGCAAGAGCCAAAUGACGGAUCUAACUAAUCAAUGGUACCAGGCCAUCAGAAUAUCCAAUGAUCACGACACAGAUGAAGAUGAAACUCUUCAGGCGAGCUCAUUAUCAAACUCCCACACAAGCCUACAGAGAGGUGUAUGA
Messenger RNA from Danaus chrysippus (African queen), 2013 nucleotides. The record is from the annotation of a GenBank genome assembly. NCBI's taxonomy places the organism in Eukaryota, Metazoa, Arthropoda, Insecta, Lepidoptera, Nymphalidae.